Arabis nemorensis is the source of this 1701-nucleotide messenger RNA. Lineage: Eukaryota; Viridiplantae; Streptophyta; Magnoliopsida; Brassicales; Brassicaceae. The record is from the annotation of a GenBank genome assembly.
AUGUCAACCUUCUGCUUCACAAGAUGGGUGCUUGUAAAGAAGGGACAGACUCAUGUACUAGGCUUGCAGAUUGAUAUUAUGCAUUUCUCGAUUGGCAAUGCUAUUCCAGGAUGCCUUUACGGUGAUAAUCCAAAAGACAACGGGGAAGGAAAUGGAGGUGACAGAUUUGAUCAUCUGGUUGACAUUUAUGCGUGGAAUCCACAUUGUCGAUACUUUGAUGGUCUUGGACCCUCAGGUACUUCAAUUAUGAGGGUCUUCUCCAAUUUCGCCAUCUCCUUCUCCAUCAUCUCGGUGCUCACUGGCAUCACCACCACUUACAACACCGGAUUGAGAUUCGGCGGCACCGUGACUCUUGUCUACGGAUGGUUCGUGGCCGGCGCCUUCACAAUGUGUGUGGGACUAUCGAUGGCUGAGAUCUGCUCCUCUUACCCAACCUCCGGCGGUCUCUACUACUGGAGUGCUAUGCUCGCCGGUCCACGAUGGGCCCCACUUGCCUCCUGGAUGACCGGAUGGUUCAACAUCGUUGGUCAGUGGGCAGUGACGGCGAGCAUUGAUUUCUCACUGGCACAGCUGAUUCAGGUGAUCGUGCUUCUCUCCACCGGCGGUAAAAACGGCGGCGGAUAUCAAGGAUCCGACUAUGUUUUGAUUGGCCUCCAUGGUGGAAUCCUCUUCAUCCAUGCUCUUCUCAACAGCCUCCCCAUCUCCGUCUUGUCUUUCAUCGGACAGCUUGCUGCUCUCUGGAAUCUACUCGGGGUUGUGGUUCUCAUGAUUCUUAUUCCUUUGGUUUCUACGGGAAGAGCCACCACUCAUUUUGUCUUCACCAAUUUCAACACUGACAAUGGCCUCGGCAUUACCAGCUACGCUUACAUAUUCGUCUUGGGGCUCCUCAUGAGCCAGUACACCAUUACAGGGUAUGAUGCCUCUGCCCAUAUGACAGAGGAGACCAUUGACGCUGACAAGAACGGGCCUAGAGGAAUUAUCAGUGCAAUUGGGAUCUCAAUUCUGUUUGGAUGGGGUUAUAUAUUGGGCAUAAGCUAUGCGGUCACAGACAUACCUUACCUUCUGAGUGAGACCAACGACUCUGGAGGAUACGCCAUUGCUGAGAUCUUCUACUUAGCUUUCAAGAACAGGUUUGGGAGUGGCACUGGGGGAAUCGUGUGCUUAGGUAUUGUUGCGGUUGCUGUGUUUUUCUGUGGCAUGAGCUCUGUCACCAGCAAUUCCAGGAUGGCGUAUGCGUUUUCGAGAGAUGGAGCGAUGCCAUUGUCAUCGUUAUGGCACAAAGUGAACAGCAGAGAGGUUCCCAUCAAUGCCGUUUGGCUCUCUGUUUCCAUAUCGUUCUGUAUGGCCCUCACCUCACUGGGGAGCAUAGUGGCGUUCCAAGCAAUGGUGUCAAUAGCAACAAUUGGACUGUACAUAGCAUACGCAAUCCCGAUCCUUCUGAGAGUGACGUUAUCGCGUAAAACCUUUGUGGCUGGACCAUUCAGCCUGGGGAAGUACGGGAUGGUGGUUGGGUGGGUGGCGGUCUUGUGGGUUGCAACCAUCUCGGUCCUCUUCUCACUUCCUGUGGCGUAUCCCAUAACCGCAGAGACGCUAAACUACACUCCAGUGGCAGUGGCUGGUGUGUUGGCCAUAAUCCUCUCGUACUGGGUUCUAAGCGCCCACCACUGGUUCACAGGUCCGGUCUCCAACAUUCUUAGCUGA